UUCCUCUCCCUUUGCAAAGCUAGGAGUGGAAGAGCCGUGCAAGGAAAGAAAAGCCAAGGCACCGCUGCGAUCCCCCCUGGCGGAGCUACCCGGGUGGCUAGCCCAGCAGGAGCUUCCCAGUGCCAGGCGCCCAGGGUGUCUGCUGCUGAUGACAUGCAUUGUCCAACUGAGGAACCUUUGUGUUAGUUACCUAAAGGAGUGCCUGUUUGGAGAGACACAGGAAGGGUCUGCCAUUACCUUCUAAUAUCAGCAUCAGGGUGGAGACCAAGGCAACUGACCCAAAGACUCCCAUCAGCAACACUGGAUGAGAAUUCUGCCAUUGCCUAGAGCUCAGUAACUCAGUUGGCAGUAUGGAUUUUGUGAUGAAGCAGGCCCUAGGGGGAGCCACUAAAGACAUGGGUAAAAUGCUAGGGGGUGAAGAGGAGAAGGACCCUGAUGCCCAGAAGAAGGAAGAAGAACGACAAGAAGCCCUGCGCCAGCAAGAGGAAGAACGCAAAGCAAAGCAUGCACGCAUGGAGGCUGAACGGGAAAAGGUCCGGCAGCAAAUCCGUGAUAAGUACGGCCUGAAGAAGAAAGAGGAGAAAGAGGCAGAGGAGAAGGCAGCCAUGGAACAGCCAUGCGAAGGGAGUCUGACGCGCCCCAAGAAAGCUAUCCCAGCAGGCUGCGGAGACGAUGAAGAUGAGGAUGAGGAGAGCAUCCUCGAUACAGUGCUCAAGUACCUGCCAGGUCCACUGCAGGAUAUGUUCAAGAAGUAACAGCCACGCCAGCCCCCAGC
Eublepharis macularius is the source of this 775-nucleotide messenger RNA. It is a transcript of the gene CPLX2, whose product is annotated as complexin 2. The record is from RefSeq and is a predicted model, not a curated record. Gene Ontology annotation, molecular function: syntaxin binding. Gene Ontology annotation, biological process: neurotransmitter transport; regulation of neurotransmitter secretion; synaptic vesicle exocytosis. The transcript is spliced from 6 exons. Gene Ontology annotation, cellular component: terminal bouton; SNARE complex. NCBI's taxonomy places the organism in Eukaryota, Metazoa, Chordata, Lepidosauria, Squamata, Eublepharidae. Bases 351 to 755 code for a protein of 134 amino acids.